Lobosporangium transversale is the source of this 695-nucleotide messenger RNA. RefSeq lists its product as hypothetical. The record is from RefSeq and is a predicted model, not a curated record. The transcript has a single exon. Lineage: Eukaryota; Fungi; Mortierellomycota; Mortierellomycetes; Mortierellales; Mortierellaceae. The coding region runs from base 158 to 685 and encodes 175 amino acids.
UCUUCUUCGAUUAUAAAAACAACCCUCCUCCAACAAUUACCCUCUCCUCAACAGCUUCUCCAGCCUGUCAGACAUCAGCUUCUUUUCUAGGCACCUCGCUUCAUCGCUUAAAAUCCUAUUCUGCUUCCUCCUAUUUUUUUUUAUUUUUUUUUUCGACAUGUUGUACUACGCAAGCAAGGACGCGAUCCGAACCUGCACUGUAGCCAUCACCUCAAUCUUGGCUGCAUCCUCAUUCUUUUUAUCGGCCAACGCCCUUGUCGCGUCUUCUUCGAUCUCUACUCCUACUGCUGCUUCUAUCGUCGCCACUGCUUCGAUGACCUCAAUUCAUCCCGAGAGCGCCGCUAACAGUCCUUGGACCUUCUCUCGUGAAGCUUGGGUAACCACGAGCGAUAAUGGCAAGUCCCCAACUAACCACCCGGAUCAGGCUCCCUCGCAGGCAGGAGCGACUGCUACAUCCCCGUUAUUGUCUUCGUCGGCAUCUCUUUUAAAGCGUACUGUCAGUAGUGAUCAUGAUUGGUACUGUGGAGCCAGUGGUGGCGAUAGCAGUCAUCAUCAUGUACGCCGCUGCGAUGAUGAUUGUUGCUGCGAUUGGGAUUGUUGCGACUGGGAUUGCUGUGAUAACUGGGAUUGCUGCCACGAUGAUUGCUGCCACGAUGAUUGUUGCCAUGACAAGUGUUGCUGCUGAAAAAAAUGAG